This is a messenger RNA of Funneliformis geosporum, 509 nucleotides long. The record is from the annotation of a GenBank genome assembly. NCBI's taxonomy places the organism in Eukaryota, Fungi, Glomeromycota, Glomeromycetes, Glomerales, Glomeraceae.
AUGAAGGCCUUUGUAGUUGAGGCUUGGGGUGGACAAAAUCCAAUCUACAAACAACCUGUAAAUGUUGUCUAUCGUAAACAAUUACGAAUAGGUGGGUCGGAUACAGUUACGCUGGAAGGAGCAUGGCAGAAAUGUUAUUUCAAAAUAGUGGAAAUGUUAGAUCUUGCAGUUCAACUUCCUGUUUACAUUGCACGUUCCGCUUCUUUACAACCGGCUCCUAAAGCCGAUGUAGAUUUGAAUCCCUUAAGAUUAAUUAUAAUAAUGAGAAAAAAGUAUCAACCUACAAUACUUGAUAAUACGUUUGAAGUAUCAUCAUCCAUAACGAACGAAACAUACGAUCAUGUUACUAAAGAUCGCCCACAACUAACUAAAGCAAUUGAGAUUAUUGAUAAUAAAAAUUCAGAGUUUUUUCAAAUUCCCGGACUUGAACAAGAAAAACCUAAAACACUGCCUGUAAAUAAUCUUAAUACAAGUCAUUAUUUAAAUGGGAUUUUCUUGGAUCGGAUUGG